Molecule: messenger RNA, 924 nt
Organism: Acanthosepion pharaonis
Lineage: Eukaryota; Metazoa; Mollusca; Cephalopoda; Sepiida; Sepiidae
Source: the annotation of a GenBank genome assembly
AUGCUCUUUCGCCGCACCUGCUAUUCGCUUCCGUCUCACCUGCUAUUCUCUUCCGCCUCACCUGCUAUCCUCUUUCGCCGCACCUGCUAUUCUCUUCCGCCUCACCUGCUAUUCUCUUCCACUUCACCUGCUAUGCUCGUUCGCCGCACCUGCUAUUCGCUUCCGUCUCACCUGCUAUUCUCUUCCGCCUCACCUGCUAUCCUCUUUCGCCGCACCUGCUAUUCUCUUCCGCCUCACCUGCUAUCCUCUUUCGCCGCACCUGCUAUUCUCUUCCGCCUCACCUGCUAUCCUCUUUCGCCGCACCUGCUAUUCUCUUCCGCCUCACCUGCUAUUCUCUUGCACCUCACCUGCUAUCCUCUUUCGCCGCACCUGCUAUCCUCUUCCGCCUCACCUGCUAAUCUCUUCCGCCUCAACUGCUAUCCUCUUUCGCCUCACCUGCUAAUCUCUUCCGUCUCACCUGCUAUUCUCUUCCGCCUCACCUGCUAUUCUCUUCCACCUCACCUGCUAUGCUCUUUCGCCGCACCUGCUAUGCUCUUCCGCCUCACCUGCUAUCCUCUUCCGCCUCACCGGCUAUUCUCUUCCACCUCACCUGCUAUCCUCUUCCGCCGCACCUGCUAUGCUCUUCCGCCUCACCUGCUAUGCUCUUCCGUCUCACCUGCUAUCCUGUUCCCCCACACCUGCUAUCCUCUUCCGCCUCAGCUGCUAUCCUCUUCUGCCGUACCUGCUAUUCUCUUCCGCCUCACCUGCUAUCCUCCUCUGCAACGCCUGCAAUUCUCUUCCGCCUCACCUGCUAUUCUCUUCCGCCUCACCUGCUAUCCUCCUCCGCAGCACCUGCUAUUCUCUUCCGUCUCACCUCCUAUCCUCUUCCGCCUCACCUGCUAUCCUCCUUCGCAGCACCUGCUAUCCUCUUCUGAUCUAGAAUGA